Molecule: messenger RNA, 2007 nt
Organism: Tachysurus fulvidraco (yellow catfish)
Lineage: Eukaryota; Metazoa; Chordata; Actinopteri; Siluriformes; Bagridae
Gene: bin3
Product: bridging integrator 3
Exons: 9
Coding region: 148-909 (253 amino acids)
Biological process (GO): plasma membrane tubulation; endocytosis; actin cortical patch localization
Cellular component (GO): cytoplasm; actin cortical patch
Molecular function (GO): lipid binding; protein binding
Source: RefSeq, a predicted model, not a curated record
CUAGUGCACUACUUUUUAACCAUUUGAGCUUCGACAACGUCCUCAGUUCCUGGUCACAGAGUUGUUGUUGUUGUUUGGUUGUAGGCAAGGCGAUGCUUUUGGAAAUAAAGUUGUGUUUCACGGUCAAACUGGAGUAAACACGACACAAUGAGCUGGAUUCCGUUUAAGAUCGGGCAACCGAAGAAACAGAUCGUUUCGAAGAUGGUUGAAAGGGACUUUGAGCGGGAAUACGAGAAGCUCCAGAAGUUAGAAGACCAAACAAAGAAGCUGCAUAAAGACAUGAAGAAAAGCACAGAGGCUGAUACAGCAAUGUCUAAAGCUGCCACAAAGAUAGCCGGUGACUUGCUGAGUAACCCGCUGUGUGAGCAGGACCAAGCCUUCCUGGAGUCUGUGAUGUCUCUGGAUACAGCCAUGAAACGAAUGGAGGCGUUUAACCAGGAGAAGGUCAAUCAGAUUCAGAAGACCGUGAUCGAUCCUUUAAAAAAGUACAGCAGUGUGUUCCCCAGUCUGAACAUGGCGGUGAAACGGAGAGAGCAAGCCUUGCAGGAUUAUAAGAGACUGCAGGCAAAAGUGGAGAAAUACGAGGAGAAGGAGAAGACUGGACCCAUGAUGGUCAAACUCCAUCAGGCAAAGGAAGAGUUGAGGCCGGUCAGGGAGGAUUUCGAAGCCAAGAAUAAGCAACUGUUGGAAGAGAUGCCCAAAUUUUACAACAGCCGCAUCGACUACUUUCAGCCGAGCUUCGAGGCACUUAUCCGAGCCCAGGUGAUCUACUUCACAGAGAUGCACAAGAUCUUCAGUGACCUGACGGAUCAGAUCGAUCAAGGCGGCCUGACGGACCAAGAGCGGGAACAGCAGAACGAGUCCAAGCUCAACGAACUGCGUGCUCUGUCUAUCGUAGCAGACGACUGAAGCAAAAAAAAAAAAGCGGGUGUCUCUGGUUUCUGUCCCAGGUUUCUUCUUCUUCUUCUUCUUCUUCUUCUUCUUUCUCUCAUCGAUCGGUCAGACGGCUGUGACACGCAACAGCGGCAGGUCAGACGUAGCGAAGAGGUAGAGAAUUGUCCCUCUGUUUGUUUUUCGACCUCUGUUCAGAAGGUCGAGUCUCUUUUGUGAUCAGGGUUCUAGUUCGAUUCCCGGUUUGUUCCUUGACGACAGUAAAAGGAGAGGAAGGGCUUCGUCAGGCAGAUUCACUACACCAUGAGCUGGAAGGAAGGGAGCGCAGUUUGUGAGAAGUGAAAGAUCUGAUGGUGAGUAGAUCAGAUCAGAGCAGAGCAUCACUGGAACCGUGCUUGUUCUUUAUGUAUAAAGUGUACGUCAGGAACCACGACGUGUUCGUUAAACGUCCGGCCUUCGCUCUGAACACUAAACCCCAUUGUCUCUGUCUGCACCCCUCCAUCUCUCAACCCCUCAUCUCUGUCUGUCUGUCUGAAUCAAGACUAGACCGAAACAAAUCUCUGAGGAAAAAAUAGCAAUAUGUAGUAACUUUUAAUACUAGCUUUUAUUCAUUAAGUAUUUAUUCAUCGUUGGUCGAGUAUUUAAAGUGUGUGAAGCGAAUUCAAACAUGUUGCCCGGUACUGUAGCGCCCUCUACUGAACCAAAAAUACACUGAACUUCUUUAUCUCUGUGUCUUUGGGGCUUAAGAAGGUCAUAUUGUUUUGGCUGCAGCCCUACAGUUUCAGAUGUCAUACGACCGUAUUUGGGGACCAACCUCUGAAAAAGCCACAGCUGUUUCCUCCCAUACAGAUGUUUGUGUCGCUUUCGGCGCUUCAUCGCCGCCUGUAACCGCAUCUCCGUGUCAUUUUUGCUCAAAUACGUGCCUUUCUCUUCAGGAAUCCUUUUUAUUCUCCUGAUAUCAUCAUCAUCUCUCACAGCAUUCAUCUCCUUUUUAUUUGUUUACCUGUUAAAAUGUUUUUUUUGUGUGUGUGUGUGUGCGCCCGUCUUUUAAAACUUGCGUUUGUUUGCUUUCGUUAUAAUCCCCUGUACUUUUAAAUCUGUUAUUUGUAUCGGUCA